UUCUUUACCAAGGGACCCCCUCAGUUCCAUUUCAUGCCCAUCUUUAUUUCUGCUGCAUAUUCAUUCAUACUUCUAUAUAGGAGUAUGUUCGAGUGCAAUAAAAGUGUAUAAUCCUCUAUUUUCAGCUCAAACUAACCAAAACUUGAAUCUUGGAAAUCAGAAGAGUUGGUUAUAGAUGCACUCAAAACUCUCUGUAACCCAUUUCAAUCCAUGGCCUAGCUUCCGUUUAAUCCCCUUCAGCCAUGGAAAUUUCUGUGAGAUCAAGUGCUGUGCUGCAAAUUCUCCUCCUCCUCCUUCAGACCACAAGUCUCAGUUCAGGCUCGUGGGUCCGUCUUGGGUUGAUAAGCGGUGGAAGCUCAAUGAAAUUGAUUCCGCUGUUGUGCAAGAAACCUUAAACCAAUGGCUAUCAAAGACCCAAGACUUCUUGAGUGAAGUGACUUCUCCGCUGGUGAAAACUGUACAAGAUAGAAAGCCUAAUCCUGGAAAUAUACUUGAUACUGAAGAUACAGAUGACAUCUUCAUGGCAGAACAGACAAUUGAUAGUGCAACACCAAAUGGGAAUCUAUCUUUAGCCGCUAUUGUUUCCAUUGAGCAAUUCAGCAGGAUGAAUGGAUUGACCGGGCUGAAAAUGCAGAAGAUAUUUAAAGCACUUGUUCCUGAAUCUGUAUAUAAUGAUUCCCGGAAUUUGGUGGAGUACUGCUGCUUUAGGUUCUUGUCGAGGGAUAGUUCUGAAGUUCAUCCAUGCCUCAAGGAACCUGCAUUUAGGAGAUUGAUUUUCAUAACCAUGCUUGCAUGGCAGAAGCCUUACAGCAAAGGAAAGGGUCAUCAAACUAUUGCAUCAGAAAAAGCUUCUUUUCAGAGGGGGCAUGUGCGGGAAGAGGCUUUUGUUCGUAUUGCUCCUGCUGUUUCCGGUGUGGCUGAUCGGUCAACUGCACAUAACCUUUUCAAGGCUCUUGCUGGUGGUGAACAGGGAAUCACAUUUAACACGUGGUCCACAUAUAUUGAUGAACUUCUCAGAGUGCAUGGAGGACGGAAAUUAUACAAGCUUCAAGGAGGUCCACAGCACAAUAAUGAGAUAAUCCUGUGCCUUGGUUUAAGCAGGAAGCGGCCUGUCCUGAAAUGGGAGAAUAACAUGGCAUGGCCAGGAAAACUUACUUUGACUGAUAAUGCACUCUACUUUGAGAGAGUUGGCUUGGCCGGGCAAAAGGGUGUUGCAAGACUGGAUCUUACAAGACCUGGCUCACGAGUGGAGAAAACAAGGGUUGGUCCUUUGGGAUCUGAUAUUUUCGACUCUGCUAUUUCUGUCUCUGCUGGUGCAGAGUCCAAUACUUGGGUACUUGAAUUUGUGGACUUGGGAGGUGAAAUGAGACGGGAUGUGUGGUAUGCAUUUAUUUGCGAAGUUAUUGCUUUACACAAGUUUGUACGGGAGUUUGGACCAAAUGAUGGCGAUCAAUCAGUUUAUAAUGUGUAUGGUGCUCACAAAGGGAAGGCUAGGGCUACUGCUUAUGCUAUUAACAGUAUUGCCAGACUACAGGCUCUUCAAUUUAUGCGGAAGGUCUUGGAAGAUCCCAUUAAACUCGUUCAAUUCUCAUAUUUGCAAAAUGCGCCUUAUGGUGAUGUCGUUUGCCAAACUCUAGCCGUAAAUUGUUGGGGUGGCCAAUUGGUUACAAAAUUUUCGGAGGAAGUGUUCGUACCAGGUCAAGGUGUGAGAACAUCCAAUGAAGUAUCAGAGAGUCAAAGUCACGUGUUUGAUAUAGAUGGAAGUGUCUACUUGCGGAAGUGGAUGAGAUCUCCAUCGUGGGAUUCUAGUGCUUCGGCUGCUUUUUGGAAGAACUCUUCUGUAAGACAAGGGGUAGUGUUGAGCAAAAAUCUUGCUGUGGCUGAUAUGACUUUGGUUGAAAACGCAGCAAUUACAUGCAAAGAAAGAUACAGGGAGGUGGAGAAAACACAAGCCACAAUCUAUGCCGCAAUGCUUGAAGGAAUACCCAGUAACAUUGAUCUUUUCAAGGAACUUGUGCUUCCUUUGACUGUCACUGCCAAAAGUCUUGAUAAGCUUAGACGCUGGGAGGAGCCACACUUGACGGCUGCUUUUCUUGCAUUUGCAUAUGCUAUUGUUUUCAGAAACUUGCUUUCAUAUAUAUUCCCAACGAUGUUGACGAUCUUGGCGGCAGGCCUGUUAUUACUAAAGGGCCUGAGGGAACAAGGCCGCCUUGGAAGAUAUUUUGGAAAAGUCACAAUACGAGAUCAACCACCAUCAAAUACAAUUCAAAAGAUCAUAGCUCUCAAAGAGGCUAUGCGUGAAGUGGAAAAGUAUCUCCAGAAUCUAAAUGUUUCGCUUCUGAAAAUACGUACCAUCUUUGUUGCCGGCCAACCUCAGAUAACGACAGAGGUUGCUCUGAUCCUGCUAAUGAGUUCAGCAAUUCUCCUCGUUGUUCCUUUCAAGUACAUUCUUGGUUUCCUUCUCUUUGAUGUCUUCACCCGUGAGCUCGAGUUCAGGAGAGAAAUGGUGAUGAGGUUCAGGACACUGCUCAAGGAGCGUUGGGAUGCCGUGCCUGCUGCCCCAGUGGUUGUUUUACCAUACGAGGGCGACGAGACCAGGGCACCAAAUCAAACGAGAGAAAUCGACAAUAUUGAAACCGGGAUCAACUAAAAACGGGCUUAAGGUGAGUUUAUUUUUGUCAUGUUACAUGGAUAGAUCUGUAGUACCUCUUCAACAACAAUUAAAGAAGUUGUCUGAAACAGAAAGGAUGUUAACCAAAUCGCAGUAACAAAUUUGAACAACAAUUUAUAGAAGUUGUCUGAAAAUCUGUUGGUCUUUUGUCGUUGGUGGAAGUUCUUGGUAAAUAGCAGGUGUUGCAAAGCAUAGUGGUUAUAGUCUACCUUAUCAAACAUGUAAAAGAAUCCCGUUUCACGUGUCAAUUGAUUGGGACUUAAGGCUCCGUUUGGUUUUGGUU
Rhododendron vialii is the source of this 2954-nucleotide messenger RNA. RefSeq lists its product as uncharacterized. The record is from RefSeq and is a predicted model, not a curated record. The coding region runs from base 176 to 2650 and encodes 824 amino acids. NCBI's taxonomy places the organism in Eukaryota, Viridiplantae, Streptophyta, Magnoliopsida, Ericales, Ericaceae. The transcript has 11 exons.